Molecule: messenger RNA, 3806 nt
Organism: Camarhynchus parvulus
Lineage: Eukaryota; Metazoa; Chordata; Aves; Passeriformes; Thraupidae
Gene: CCDC138
Product: coiled-coil domain containing 138
Exons: 14
Coding region: 7-1710 (567 amino acids)
Source: RefSeq, a predicted model, not a curated record
GCCGCCAUGGCGGGCCCGGGGCCCGGCCGCGGCCGCUGUGCCCAGGCGCUGCAGCGGCGCUGCCCGCAGGGGCCCGCGGGGGAUUGCCUCUCAGGAGCAUUGCAUACCAAAUGUAAAAGCAGAAACUCCCUAGUUUACAAAGAGUCAGAAUUUACUGAAGCUGGAAGAGAGAAGAGCAUCAGAUCUAGUGAUUUCCAGAAAAGUUUGAAAAACUGGGAUUGUUUUGAUGAUGAGCAAGAUUAUUUUUGUGGUUCAAGUGGUCUAGACAUAGAAGAAAACAGCAUUAUUUGCUCUGAAACUGAUGCCAUUCAAAAUACAGCUAUAUUCACGGGAACAGGCCUCACUUUACCAUCUCAUUUGGCUGCAAAUACUCAAGAAAAUACAGACCAAAUUAUCAACCAUGGUUUGUUAAAGAAAAUUGUGCAUGGAACUGGUGCUCAGGCAUGCAAUAGGCAAGGUUUAAUACCACCUUACAUCAGUCAGAUUUAUGAUGAAUUAUUUGUCAUACAUCAGAAGCUCCAGAGAGAAAGUUCAGCACAGCAGGAGUAUGCUCUGCAACUGCAGAAACGAGAGCGUUGUCUAACAGAACAAGAAACAUUGUUUUUUCAACAUGAAGCAGCUUUGGCUAAAAUAAGAGGUGUUGAGGAAGAAGUUCACACAAAAAUUGCAGCUCUAAAAGAGCAACAUGAGGCAGAAGUUAAGCAGCUGACAGAAGCCUUGAGAGAAAUAACUAAAGAAAAUAGGAGGCUGAAGUCAUCAUAUGACAGCUUGAGGGAUGUGAAUGACUCUUUAAGAAAGCAGUUAAGUGAUGUAACUGAGUUGAACAAGAAGUUGGAAGGUCAAGCACGAAAAGCAAAAGCUCGUUUAGAAAAUCUACAAAGGAAGCAUGAAUUUUCAAAGGUAUGGAAAUCUAAUGAUUUGUGUCAAGUGAUGAAAGAAGACAAACCUGUGAAGCAGGAAAAAGUGAUGGCAAAAUCAAGAACUGCUACGCUACCAUUGAAUUCACAAGUCUAUGAGCUCUUAACUUAUCUUAUGGAUUGGAUCUCUGACCAGCAUCUUAGCAAAAUAAAAACAGAAGAGAGAGAGGACAGUCAUAAACCUAGGGUUACCCAGAGCUCAAAGAAUUCCUGUACUCAGGAAAAGUGUAUGAAGCUUUUGCCUAUAGCUGCUGAGCAACUCCAGUGGAUGCCAUAUGUGAAUCCUAAACUGCACGUGCCUGUGAUUAAAUUUAUAUACUGGUCUAUAAGACAGUUAGACACUGAUACACAGCAGCACACAGCAAUGAAAUCAACCAUGAGGAGACUUGGUGAAGAUAUCUUCAAAGGCAUAGUGAGUAAGGGAAACCCACACAGUUCUUCUGAACAGCCUACAGAAAGUAAAUCAAAGUCAGCAGCUUUCUUCAAGAGUUUCUGUAUGCCUCUGAGGUUUCUGUCAACUUUGAUUGUGCUUAAAACAGUGAAACAAGUGGAUUACCUGGCUCAGGCAUUUGAGUCCCUUCGCGCAGACUUGAAGACAGAUGAAGGGAAGGCAUUAUUUUUGGAAUACCAAUGUGUGCCUGUCAUAUUAAGUCACCUAAAAGUAUCCAGUACAAGUCUGCUUUCCAGGGCUCUUGAUGGAUUACUUCAGAUGACCAUGGAAUCUGGUAAAUAUUGUUGUAGCAUGAAACAGUGGUUUCCAGGGCAUCUUCAUACUCCAGAGCUCCCUCCCUAAGAAUACAAAUGUCUUUCCUCAGCAGACCUUGUUUCUAGGACAGUAGUUGCAGCACACUGUUCAAGAGAAUUCCUGGAUACCAGACUUGAAACAUUUUCUGGAAACAAUCUAGUAAUAAGUAGCAUGAUCUCAUCAAGAAAAUUUGUUCUGUGAGUGUUGAAGAGCAUCACAUCAUUGCUAUUAAAUCACCUUGUAGCUGAAUACUUGUCAUAUGCAAUCUUGUUCAGUAAUGUUCUUCCUGUCUUCUCACACAGCUUACUGUGUUUAUUUUAAACUUGUAAAUCACUUAAAAGGGUUUCAAAUGACGUAGUGAGUUUAUAUUCACCUAUCAAAAAUACCAUUGUUAACUGAAGUCUGGGUCAUGCCUGAUUUGGAAACUGUUGACAGAGAGCUCCCUGCCUCAGUUUCACAUUUUGCACUUUUAUACAAAGACAUCAUAUGUCUUAAAUUCCUCCUGCAGUGGUAUCUGACUGUGUCAGGUAGGUUAGUACAUUCCCCUUUUUCAACCUUAAGUUCAUUCAAUGAAAUCAAAAUUUGCCUGCUGACUGGACAUUACAAAACACUGGCAUUUGCUUUAAAUAAAACUUAAAUGUACUUUGUCUUCAAGCUUUUUUCUGUUUUGCAGAGAGUAUAUUUUAUAUUACUAUGUACUUAUUCACAAAUUAAAAUGAGAGCACCUUCAAAAAAAAAACCAUCAAAAUUAUGCUCUCAAGUUUACUGUAAGUUAUGGCACAUUCUGGUAGGGUUUAAGUGUGAUUUCUUAACCAUAUUGACAUAACUGAAGAAUUUUAAAAGCUGCAAAAGUGAGCUGUAUUUACAUAUUCACUGAACCUUACUUUUAAUUUUAAUUUUUUUUCCGAAGAAAAUAUUAUGGUCAUGGAUAAUCAAGUCUGUGUCCAGAUGUAGUCUCAUAGGGAAGUUAAUGAAGCCAGUGAAGAUAAAAAGAUUUUCUCCAUAGUAAGAAGCUGUGCUUCUUUAAAUGUAAACUGAAGUCUUCUUACAUUGACCAUCUACAGGACACUUCCUUUUUCCUUUUUGCUGGAAUGCUUCUGUAACUGAUCCUAGGAAUUCUACAAUGUGCACUGUUCUGUGGGUACUUCUAAAAAGUCAACGGUCAGAAUUCGCCAAGAAAACUCAAACCUACCCCUUUAUGUUUCCUUUUGAGUCUUAGCAUUUUGAGACUUUGCAGACUACAAGCAGUUGAGGCAUGGAGUAAAAAAUGCCCAUAUGCCUAAACAGAUUAAAAUUCAACAUUUUCCAGCAUAUUAUCUUCACUGGUAACUUUGCAGGAUUGCAGCUUUUCAAGUGAGUUUAUUCUGCAGCACUGGAAGGAUAAAAAUGUCAAGUUGGUGAAUAUUGUACUAAGGUAGGAUUCCCCUCACCUGUGUGAAAAGCAGAUGUGAAAUUGUCCUGAGGACUUGUGUUUUGAAGCUAUAGUGAUAGAAAUGAUUUACAGCUUACAUGGCAUGAAUACUGAAAUACAAAUCAUUUGAAAGGAAAUCUUUCCUCUAUUAUCCUAUCUUACCUUUGUAAUUUUUAUUCAUUCUUCUGAAAACAGUGGAUAAUUGUGUUGGAUUAAUAGAUGUUUUAGUUUAUAUUUUAACCACAGAUAAGGAUGUCUAACUCUGUUAAAUGCAGACUAGAUAAUGCUAGCAUCCACCUAUAUGUGCUGAAAGCAAACAAGUACACCAAAACUUUGCACACAUUUUUGUUAAUUCAAUUAAAAUUUAGUUUGAAUACUUUGAUUUUGAUGAAAUUAAUUUAGUAUGAAGUACCCUUCUCUAAUAGCAAAUAACAUCUGUGUUAUUAUUUUCUCCCUCUUCUAGUAACAGUCAUGUAAUGCUUAGCCAUUCUGAAUUUUGGACCCCUGUCUCAUCUACUCCAAAACAAUAAAUAGAAGGAGCCAUUAAAUAUAAAGUUAUGUAGAGCCAAGUAGCCAUUUCAGAAGUAAAGUUUCACUGUUCAUUUUGGGUAAUCAUGUGGUUCUUAAGCAGCAUAUCAUUUUGAAGGUAGAUGUGAAUGUUAACUUUUAAAAAUUAUUUUAUGUUAAAAAGAGUUGGUUAUAUCAGUAUUUGGAUAUACACAUCCCCUUUCCA